Megalops cyprinoides (Indo-Pacific tarpon) is the source of this 1953-nucleotide messenger RNA. Its product is annotated as ras-related protein Rab-25-like. Gene Ontology annotation, biological process: exocytosis. Lineage: Eukaryota; Metazoa; Chordata; Actinopteri; Elopiformes; Megalopidae. Gene Ontology annotation, molecular function: GTPase activity; GTP binding. Gene Ontology annotation, cellular component: recycling endosome. The record is from RefSeq and is a predicted model, not a curated record. The coding region runs from base 223 to 858 and encodes 211 amino acids. The transcript is spliced from 5 exons.
CCUUAUUCAAACAAGCUGACUGCCUGCUGGAGAGAGAGGAAGGCAAACAGAAACAGCCUUGUUCCCAUUCUCACCAUUUUGCCGUUCUUCAAUCUGGAGGUUCAGGAAGGUGGUCUGUUUUUCCCUGUGGUCUACAGUGGGGUCCAGUCUAAAGGUGACUGUACCGGGAGACAACGCCAGGGACACUGACAGCGUGUGGAGGCACCUGUGUAUGCACUUAGCAUGGGGUCGGAUGAGGCUUAUAACUUUGUCUUCAAAGUGGUCCUGAUCGGAGAGUCUGGCGUUGGCAAGAGCAACUUGCUGUCACGCUUCACAAAGAACGAGUUCAACCACGACAGCCGCACCACCAUCGGGGUGGAGUUCAGCACACGCACGGUGCAGUUGGGCACGCUCACUAUCAAGGCGCAGAUCUGGGACACCGCAGGCCUCGAGCGCUACCGGGCCAUCACAUCCGCGUAUUACAGAGGUGCCGUGGGAGCACUACUGGUGUAUGACAUUGCCAAGCACCUGACCUAUGAGAGUGUGGAGCGCUGGCUGAAAGAGCUCUAUGACCACGCUGACCCCCACAUCGUGGUCAUGCUCGUGGGCAACAAAACCGACUUGGAGACACUGCGGACAGUGCCGACAGAGGAGGCGAAGGACUUUGCAGAGAAGAAUGGCUUGCUGUUCAUGGAGACUUCAGCCUUGGAGUCUACAAAUGUUGAAGCUGCUUUCCACGAUGUCCUUGCAGAGAUCCACAAGAAGGUGGCAAGCAAAGAGGUGACCCGAGGGUCCAUCAGUGCUGUGUCCAUAUCCAACCCCAGCGCCUCGGGUGGGGACAGCCCGGAGGAGCAAAAGACCUGCUGCAAGAACCUCUGAUGGGAGCCAAAGGAUCACUGGAUGAGAGGAACAGGGGGUGUCUUGAAGGAGUCCUCACCUUCGGUGGGCAACAUCUUCACCCCUGUCCAGUGUCUAUGGAAAAACAAAGCACUAGAAAAGCAUCAGUGAAAUUCAACUUUGUGACUGACCUCAUAGUGACUUUUCUUUGAUGUAUAUUACCUGUGGGGUACUUUCAAACCAAAUCUGGUCAAGCAAUAAGUGUGAGCUGCUUUGCAACAAAUUUAUAGAUAAAUUGAUUAUUGUAUUAAUGCCAACUCACACCUGGUGUGACUACUGCUAGCAUAGUAUUUGCUCACCGUUUAGCUUGAUCAUGUUUUGUUUGACAUCCCACAAUGCUUCAUUCUUGGAAAUGGUUGAAUGGUCAUGGUUGGGAUGGAGGGCAGUUUCUCUUUAGGUUUUUAAGUGUAUUAUGGGCCGAAAGCUUUACAAGAGUGCUGCAGAGAUCAUCCAAAAUAAAACAAAUUUUAAUUUUGUUGGUUUAUCAUGUUAUCUCAGCUUUGCACAAAGCAUUUACUCAAGACUAGAAUGGUUCUUACCAAACAUGGUAGGCUACUACACAUUACAUUUUACUGGAAAACAACAGGGAUCAAAGUCAAGCCAAAUUUUAAAUGACUUCGACAUGUUAAAUUAUUUUUAAAUGUUAUUUUAAAAUGUUAUUGUAUUUUUUUCAUGUAAGUUUUCUUUUGUCCUGUGCUUUACAGUGCCUAAAUUAGUCUACAUGAUGCAAUUAACUGCCGAGACUUGCUGUCUCUCUCUGGGCACAGGAAAUGUUUCAUGAUUAUCACAUCUGCAAGUCCACCAGAUGAACAAAUAUGCCAGGAAGUCCUUGAAUUACGUGCAAUGGGGAUGUCAAACGUCAGUAAAAUUAAUGAAGUUGAGGAGAAGGGUCAGGCAAGCUUAUCCCGCCAGAAAAUCUGUCUGAUAUUAAAACGUCUUAGGUGCCGAAUAACUCUCUGUUAGUUAGUUUGCGGCAAACUUACGCAGCUAUUCUGAAUGGCUACACACUUACGUUAAAGAGUUGUCAUUAUUGCCUCUGAUCCCACUUUUGUACUUAGGCUACACAAUAAAUGGAAU